This is a messenger RNA of Gopherus flavomarginatus (Mexican gopher tortoise), 2448 nucleotides long. It is a transcript of the gene LY96, whose product is annotated as lymphocyte antigen 96. The record is from RefSeq and is a predicted model, not a curated record. Gene Ontology annotation, molecular function: lipopolysaccharide immune receptor activity; lipopolysaccharide binding; Toll-like receptor 4 binding. Lineage: Eukaryota; Metazoa; Chordata; Testudines; Testudinidae. Bases 302 to 769 code for a protein of 155 amino acids. The transcript has 6 exons. Gene Ontology annotation, cellular component: lipopolysaccharide receptor complex. Gene Ontology annotation, biological process: cellular response to lipopolysaccharide; innate immune response; detection of lipopolysaccharide.
ACAUUGCUAAUACAAUCCAAAAUGUGAUCACCUUGGAAAAAAAAAGAAUUUCUCCUUCUUCCCAUAACUUUAUCACAAAGAUAGCUGGCAUAAAUUCAGUAAAAUAUCAAGUUAAGCGUACAGAGACUUUGAGGAAAUGUAACAAAAAAAGCCAAACAAAACCAACUCCCCCCCAGCAAUCAUGUGGCUCGUGAUGACUAAGUCUAACUUUGUUCCUCUUUCCUGAAAACAAAGUGUUCAAGUAAAAUAUUCACCCAGAUAGUACCCCCUUUAUUUUCAAAAGGCUUGAAGCUAUGCAAGCAUGUUUCAGCUUGUUUUUUUCAUCCUGUUUACUUCUGGAUUCACUGAAUCACAAGGAAAAAAACUGCUUUGCAGCUCCUCAGAUGUAGAAAUAUCAUAUUCCUUUUGUGAUUCUAUGGAAGAUGUUUUCUUCAUUAGUAUCGUACCUUGUUCCUUUAGUGAAAGCCGUUGGAAAGUUACUCUUUCAUUGAUUCCAAGGAAUGAUAUAAUCUUUUUGGAGGGCAGUGUGAAUGUAUGGUAUGAUGCUACAAACAUAUUAGCACAGAAAAAAGUUAUUUGCAGUGGAUUUGAUGAUGACUAUUCAUUUUGUGGAACUCUGAAGGGAGAGACACUCAAUACGACAUUUGAAAUUAGCGGUUUAAAGAUGGAAUUGCCAAAGCAUACCACCGGACCGGAGGACCGCGGACUGUUCCCCAUUGGACCCAGGCGCCGUCUGAAAGAUGGAGAAACUGAAGCACAGAGGAAUUAGUGACUUGUUCAACAUCAAACACUGAGUCUGUGGCAGAGCAACACAAACACAUACAAGCUACUCCUCUCAUCAUCUAUUCAUUUUGUCAUUUUAGACUACAAGAUCUUGGAGGGAGAAAUUGUUUUGCAUGUGUUUUUACAGUGGGGCCCUGAUCCUGGUGGGUGGGUGGGUGCUAUUGUAAUAGAAAUACUUAACUUCCCCAAAGUUUGUUUGUGCUCAGAACCAGUGUUACUGCUUUGGUAGUUCUGUAGUAAUAGGUCUCAGUUGUGAAGUUCAGAUCUAAAUCUAGAUCCAGAUUCAGGGGAUUUCAACUUGUAUGCUGGUUUGGGCCCGUCUCUAUUUCCAGCCCAAUUCACACACACAAGAAGCUUGGAGAGGCUCUGGAUAAACAUCUGAACAUCUGGGUGUUUGUCGGCAUCAAAUUGGCACUAACUUUAUUAGUAUGAACAUUUUUGUUACUAGGGUUUACAGCUAAUUUGCUGAUAGCAGUGAUAAUGCAAGUUGUGAAUUGUUACCCUACCCAGUUAAAAGAACCUUAAGGCAAUAGAAUGCUGCCUGUGCAAGGGGAUUUUGGUGACUCAGUACUAGUCAUUCAUUAACAGAAACUCAGUGGCAUGAGCAUUGGAACAAUUCCAUAGUCAACUACAACGUCAAACAACUUUAUUCGCGUAAGCCUUUAUUGUAAACUAGACUGGGAAACUUUUUUGUUUUGGUCCAUUUGCAUUGCUGGUAAAUCUUCAAGUUAUCGGUUGGCUUGUGACAGCCUGUGAGGGAAAACUCUUCACUUACCCCAGUCAAAUCAUUUUUGAACAUCAAUAGUGUUAAAUCUUGAACAGUAACUGAGCUGUGAAAGGAGAGGGCUGUGAAAAUAAUCUGUGUUUUCCAUCAGGAUUUUGAACAGAAUUAAUCUUCAGAACUUUGAACCUUUUCAGAUAGACGCAUGCCCCCUUCUAUCAAUGUUCUUUAGGUUAUUCUUGAAAUGCUCUGGAUCUGGAAUGCAAGGUGGAAAAGGCCAUGAGGAAUGGGAAUAGAGGGAGAGUCUUCAUUAGUUCAAACUCAGCCCAUUUGGUAGCGACAUUGGCAAGGGACUAUAUUAUGAGUCUGAGAAACAACUCUGCCAUUGUAAAUCUAGAACAGGGGUUGCCAAACUUACUGACCCUCUGAGCCACAUACGACAAUACGUGGGAGGCACCUGCUGAGGCCUUUCCCCUGCUGAAACCCUGAGCCUUGGAGGCACACUUAGUGGGCUGAAGCCCCAAGACCCUCCUCCUUGCUGGGCAGAAGUCCCUACCCCACUCCCCUGCUGCAAGGCAGAGGUCUCAAGCUCCCCAGCCUGAUAUGUGGCGAAUGGGGAGGGCAAUUUUUCCCUCAUUGUAUUUUGUCUGUUUGCAUGCAUCUCAGUUUUGUACACUGGCACUGUAAACAUUGUGAUACAUAUUAAUGGAAGUAAGAGAUACCAGGUAAACUGUGCUUUAUACCCUUCUUGUCCCUCUCAAGUACACAAGCCUGGCUUCCUUCAUCUUUCUCAAAGGUGGAACCUACAGUCCAGCUACUCUGGGGCUGUAUCUCUGUGUGGCAUUUCCCCCCACCCCCAUCUCCCAACUCUGUUAACAUGACAGGUCCAGCUGUGCUUGACAUCUGAAAGGCCUUUUCCUCUGGGGCCUGUUACUGGAGCUUAA